Molecule: messenger RNA, 648 nt
Organism: Schistosoma margrebowiei
Lineage: Eukaryota; Metazoa; Platyhelminthes; Trematoda; Strigeidida; Schistosomatidae
Source: the annotation of a GenBank genome assembly
AUGGCUCUUGCUUCUUCAUCAUUGUCAUCCGUAUUAUUAAAUAAUAAUAAUCAUAAUAAUGAUUUAAUAUUAGCUACUGGAUCAGCAUGUCCAUCAAAUCCUGGAAAUGCAUGUAGUCAUGAUUAUUUAUCAGUUGAUGCUCGUAUAUCUAAUGUUUAUGAUGGUACAAUUAGCAAUAUACCAAUAAUUCGUUUUUGUUUAAUCAAUAAUUCCACAUUGAAAACAAUCGCUACAAAGACAAAAACAAAAUUAACAGAAAUAAAAAUGAUCAAUUCAUCAUUAUCUUAUUCUUCUCCUUCUUCUUCGAUCUCCUCUGGAUCCUCUUCAUUUAAUUCAAUAGAUUAUAAUAAAUUAUAUCCACCAGAUGAAUCAUAUUUAGUUGGGCAAAUUUAUGGUCCAAUCACUCUGUUAUGUGAAACAAUAAAUCCAGCAAGUGCUAAUGGUGUGGUUGACUAUCGGUUCCGCAUAAAUCAGCAAACCUCUUAUACCUUCGCUUAUGCUGAAGAAUUCUGUCCAUCUGAUCGUUGGUUAGAGCCGAUGGAUACAGACCUAGAUGAAAUCAAUCCAUCACAAUCAUCCCUGUCGUUUUCGUCAACAGGUAAUAGAUCAUCACUUAAUAAUAAAAAUAUUCUCGAUCCAUGGUGGUAA